UAAAGGUACAAACUCCGAAAAUUGUCACUAAAAAUGGAUCUCGAUUCAAAAUUAACAGAGAACAAACGACAAUUCGAGUCUGGAGAAAUCAGUGAAAAUGACUUUAAGAAAAAGAAAAAAAAGAUAAUAGAUGAGUGGUUAAGCAAAUCGAAAGAAGCUAAACAACCUGAACAUUCUCAUGAAACAGACUUGUAUGCGGCUCUCCAAUUGACACCCAGCGCUACUGAAACUGAGAUUAAAUCAAGUUACAAGAAACUUGCUCUGAAAUAUCAUCCUGAUAAGAAUGGCGGUGUUGAAACCGAACAGUGGACUAAACUUUCAAAGGCAUAUCAAAUCCUCUCAGAUGAGAACAGUCGCGUACUUUACGAUAACUACGGAACAGUCAGCGGCGCCUUUGCAAAUAAAGCAUCGUUCAACUGCUAUGUAGGAGGAGAACUUUGGAAACCCUACAUCGGUGACCUGGAAAUUGGUCUCUGGGUACACUCAUUCGAUAGCAAUAGUUCACCCGAAUUAGAACAUGUAACCUCGGUUGAGCAGAAAGAACGUCGUCAUAACAUUCGUGUUCGCAACAUUAGUAGUCAUCUGCAAGACAAACUUUCUCAAUUCCCGGAGCAAAUUGAUCCUUCGUUUAAGCAAAGUCUUUCCCUAGAAGCCCAGAAACUUCUUGCGGAACCUAACGGCAAAGAGUUAUUAUCCUUACUAGGCGAAAUUUACAUUUCUGAGGCCAAAACAUUAAGCAAUGACAUAUUCUCCAAAAACAUAUUCUCUAAUCUUUUUAAUGGCUUCAUGUUUACUUUGGAUUUAAUUCAUGAAGUCGUAACAAACAAGGCUAAUAAUGGGUCAGAUGAAGAGGUAAAAAAAAUAAAAGUGGCCUGGAAACUUUCACGAUCAGAAAUAUCUUCUAUUACGCAUGAAACCUGUAAGAAAGUUCUCGAUAACACGGAAUAUAGUGUGGAUAAACGCAAACAUCUUGCAAAUUCACUAUUUCUCUUAGGCAAGUUGUGGGUGGAAUGUGCAGAUACGCCCCAGUAAAAAGCAAUUGUAUAAAUUCAUAUAGUUUUUGUUUAGUUUUUGUAAUAAUUGCCUAACUUUUGUUUAAUAAUUGUUGAAUUUAAACACUUUUUAUUUUUUUUGUAAGAUU
Rhizophagus irregularis DAOM 181602=DAOM 197198 is the source of this 1141-nucleotide messenger RNA. RefSeq lists its product as uncharacterized. The record is from RefSeq and is a predicted model, not a curated record. NCBI's taxonomy places the organism in Eukaryota, Fungi, Glomeromycota, Glomeromycetes, Glomerales, Glomeraceae.